Callorhinchus milii (elephant shark) is the source of this 2351-nucleotide messenger RNA. It is a transcript of the gene cep76, whose product is annotated as centrosomal protein 76. The transcript has 12 exons. NCBI's taxonomy places the organism in Eukaryota, Metazoa, Chordata, Chondrichthyes, Chimaeriformes, Callorhinchidae. The record is from RefSeq and is a predicted model, not a curated record. The coding region runs from base 72 to 2057 and encodes 661 amino acids.
AGGGAGAGAGAGUCCCGGGGAGAGUGGGGGGGGAGACGCGGGUUGGCUGCGGUUGCAGGGAAGUGCCCGCCAUGGCGUUGGCUCCAGGGAAGGCCUCGGAGCUGAAGCAGAUCAUCCACGAGCAGCUGAACAAAAUGGAUAUCCAUUCCAAGGUCAGGGAAGUGCUGGCAGAGUCUGUGCGGGAGGAGCUGGGGAUCAGCAUUGAAACGCUCUCUGAGGAGGAUCUCGUGAACGCGUUACGACGACGUGGAAUUGUAGAUGACGUCAUGAAGGAACUCCGUUUUGUUACUAAUGCGAUGGGCAAAGAAGUUGCAUCUUCUUCGAAACCAUCCACGCAUAUUGUGGAUAAGGAACCAGCUGAAUUAAAGCAAACCAAUAUUGAUCCUAGCAGAAGAUACUUGUACCUCCAGGUUUUGGGAGGAAAGGCUUUCCUGGAGCACCUGCAGGAACCACAGCCUCUCCCUGGACACGUCUGCACCACCUUUACCCUCUUCCUGCAUUUCCGCAAUCAGAGGUUUCAGUCCAAGCCCGUGCCGUGUGCCUGUGAGCCUGACCUGCAAGAUGGCUUUCUGCUAGAAAUACACAGAGAUUGUCUAGGUGACGGCAGUAAAAUGGCUGACGCAACUGCGUUAUUGUCGGUCUGCGAUCCUGUGCACAUGGUUCUGAUAAAGACAGGCUCCGCCAGCGAAACCACCCUGGUGGCAUCCCACUAUCUGGAGUGGCGCUCUGUGCUCAGUACACCCAGUGGGAGAAUGAGCAUGGCUGUGGAGCUGCAGGGUGUAGGUACAGAGUCAAAGGUUCCUGUCGGAGUUCUCAAUAUAAAACUUGAAAUGUAUCCCUGCCUGAUGCAAACCUUGAGCCAGGAGAUUUUGACCACCCAGCUAGGUUUAGAACGUCAGAAGACUGCCGAGAGGGAGCGGUUAUUCCUCAUCUACGCCAAGCAGUGGUGGAGAGAGUACCUUCAGAUCAGACCCUCACACAACAACAGACUGGUGAAGAUCUUUGCUCAGGAUGAGAAUGGCACUAACCGGCCGGUGUGCUCGUAUUUAAGGCCGCUACGAGCUGGGAGGCUGCUGGACACCCCGAGGCAAGCCGCCCGGUUUGUCAAUGUUCUGGGUUACGAAAGGGCCCCGGUGGUUGGAGGUGGUGGCAAGCAGGAGCAAUGGUGCACGCUCCUACCCUUUCUCUGUCGAGGCAAGGGAGAUUGUGAGGAUCAUGCCACACUGCUAUGCAGCUUACUGCUGGGCUACGGACUCGGUGCCUAUGUGUGCGUUGGAACAAAAGCCAAGGGAGUCCCCCACACCUGGGUAUUGACAUGUGGAACCAAUGGAGCAAUCACCUUCUGGGAGAGUUUGACUGGGCACAGGUACGUCCACGUUCCCAUUAAUCCAAACGCCCCCCCGAUGGUAGAGCAGCCGAGGCCAGCCUAUCCCUACAGCACAAUCGGCUGCCUCUUCAACCACCAGAGCUUCUAUGCAAAUUGUCAGCCCUCGGAUGUCGUGGAGCUGUGUGUGUUCGACCUCCACGAUGAAUCCAAGUGGAAGCCCAUGAGCGUCGAGGCCAUAAAAUCAGUGUGUUCGCCUGGGUCGUCCACCUCCCUGCCCCCAUUCCCCCCUCUGUGUGCCCCGGGGCUGGAUGCGGCCACAGCCAGCAACGACAUUGAGCUGGUGCUGAGAGGCCUGGUCUGUGAGCACAGGAAGGACCUGUCUCUGAACACAACGUGGGACGACCAUCUGUCUUAUCUGCUGUCUCCGGCUCUCGCUGCGUAUGAGACUGAGCGCUCGGCUGGAGUGUCUGCUGGUAAUGAGGAGUUUCAGGACUCGAUCAAGCGAGCUGUGCCCGAUGGCCACACAUUCAAGGGCUUCCCCAUCCACUUCAUCCAUCGCAACGCCAGGAGAGCAUUCGCAACGUGUUUAAGGUCUCCGUUUUGCGAAGAAAUAAUUUGCUGCCGUGGGGACCAGGUGCGCCUGGCUGUGCGAGUUAGGGUCUUCGCCUACCCUGAGUCCGCCUGUGCUGUCUGGAUCAUGUUUGCAUGUAAAUAUCGUUCAGUGCUGUGACCUCUCUGAACACUGUGAACACUGGCAUCUCGAAAGCAGAGGUGCUCCAGCCUCCAGUGAGUGACUGACUGACUGGUUCAGGGGUUGUGUGGUUUGGCAGUGACUUUUCAGGUCAGGGUUUCACACACCAGCAAAGGCUCCCAAUUACCCACAGACGCUAGUCAUUAUACAUUUGUGUGAAUUACUUGUUUAUUACUAACUUAUUAUAUAAUGACUUGUGCAGAUUGUAAAAAAUGACUUUUUAAAAAAAACACAAAUUAUUUUAUUACGCAAUAAAGCUGUCUGUUUUCUAUU